CCAGAAUCUGAGAUAUGUCUGGCGGUGGAGCCGAAGAAGAGACGACGUUGGAGUACACUCCCACAUGGGUGGUGGCGGUUGUCUGCACCGUCAUUGUCGCCAUUUCUCUGGCCGUCGAGCGCUUUCUGCACUUUCUCGGCAAGUAUUUGAAGAAGAAGAACCAGAAUCCUCUGUUCCAGGCUUUGCAGAAGGUUAAGGAGGAGUUGAUGCUUUUGGGGUUCAUUUCCCUGCUGCUGACUGUGUUCCAGAACUUGAUCACCAAAUUUUGUGUGCCAAAGCAUGUCGUGAGUCACCUGCUGCCUUGCAAGCUUCCGGAAGAAAAGCAUGCCACUCAGAGUCUCUCGCACUGGGCACUUGGGAGGCAUCUGCUCUCCUCUGCACCAUCAUCUUGCAGCAAUGAGAAAGUCCCAUUUCUGUCUCUUGAAGCGUUGCAUCAUCUGCAUAUCUUCAUCUUCGUGCUUGCCAUUGUCCACGUGACCUUCUGUGUUCUCACUAUUAUCUUUGGAGGGGCAAAGAUACAUCAAUGGAAACUUUGGGAGGAUUCUAUUGCAAAGGAUAAUUAUGAUACAGAAGAGGUUCUGAAGAAAAAGAUCACCCAUGUUCAUGACCAUGCAUUCAUCAAGGAUCGUUUUCUUGGUAUCGGUAAAAAUUCAGCUGUCAUGAGUUGGGUGCAUUCAUUUUUCAAGCAAUUUUAUGCAUCUGUGACGAAAUCAGAUUACUUGACCUUACGACUAGGAUUCAUUAUGAUGCAUUGCAGGCAAAACCGCAAGUUUAAUUUUCACAAAUACAUGGUACGUGCCCUUGAAGACGAUUUUAAGAAAGUUGUUGGUAUAAGUUGGUAUCUUUGGAUCUUUGUGGUUGUCUUCUUGUUGCUUAAUGUUGAUGGUUGGCAUACUUAUUUCUGGAUAGCAUUCAUUCCUUUCAUUCUUCUACUUGCAGUGGGCGCUAAGCUGGAGCAUGUCAUUUCCCAGUUGGCCCAUGAGGUUGCUGAGAAACAUGCAGCCAUAGAAGGAGAAUUGGUUGUUCAACCUUCAGAUGACCACUUCUGGUUCCAUCGACCCCGAAUUGUUCUUUUCCUGAUCCAUAUUAUUCUCUUCCAAAAUUCAUUUGAGAUGGCAUUUUUCUUCUGGAUCUUGUUUACAUAUGGCUUUGAUUCCUGUAUAAUGGGUAAAGUCCAAUACAUCAUCCCAAGACUCGUUAUAGGGGUGAUCAUUCAGGUACUCUGCAGCUAUAGCACCCUCCCCCUUUAUGCCAUUGUCACCCAGAUGGGGACUCAUUUCAAAAAGGCGAUAUUUGAUGAGCAUGUGCAAGCAGGCCUUGUUGGUUGGGCUCAAAAGGCCAGGAAGAAAACAACGACUGGUAACGCUAACAGAGGACCCACGAUUCAGCUUGGAAGAGUUGUGCGUAGUGAAAAUGCGAAAGAGGAGAUAACGCUUACAGGUGCCGCUGAGGAAAACAAGUAAGCAGCCAAUCCAGAAAAAGAUAGCAGGGUUCAGCCUUCUCUUAUGUUGUCCUGUGAAUUGUGUCAUUUUGAACAUGUUGUGUUCUUAAAAACAUUGAUUGAAAUCGUUCCUGUUUUUGCCAAUACUAGGUUGUAAUGAUCUGAUUCUUAGAACUGUUAGCUCCCUUGGGUUUAAAUCUCUUACAAAAUACAAGGGUGUUUGCAGAGUUGA
Molecule: messenger RNA, 1673 nt
Organism: Vitis vinifera (wine grape)
Lineage: Eukaryota; Viridiplantae; Streptophyta; Magnoliopsida; Vitales; Vitaceae
Gene: MLO5
Product: MLO5 protein
Exons: 14
Coding region: 15-1463 (482 amino acids)
Biological process (GO): defense response
Cellular component (GO): membrane
Source: RefSeq, marked provisional